Candidula unifasciata is the source of this 1680-nucleotide messenger RNA. The record is from the annotation of a GenBank genome assembly. Lineage: Eukaryota; Metazoa; Mollusca; Gastropoda; Stylommatophora; Geomitridae.
UUUCUCUAUGAUCCAGAAGUCUGGCAGACACAGGGAAUCUACUGCCUGCCAUGUAAGGACAUCAAAGUACUCAACAACAAAUCCUUGAACUAUGUCCAACACCACCAAAUACAAGAGUUGUUUACCUUGAUGAAGAAGGACAACUCUGAAGUUGAUUUUAUCCAUUUGAAUGAUGGAUUCUCUCCCCUAUGCCUUCAGGCACUUAAAACUGGAUUUGGACAAGCAUCCACAUGGGUUCAUGACCAGUGUCAUGGAGUACUGCUUCACAGACUGAUGACCCUGAAUGAAAUUGAUGCCCACAAGCUGAACAUUAUCGAAGACACCAACAGUGGGGAAUCUUUGUCGAUGUCAGACACGGAUGUAUCUUGUGGGAAGGCUGUUGUGGUUGUGUGCGACUUUGUGGAUACUCAGGGACGGAUAAUUGAAGGUUUGCGCUGCCAAGAGGAGGUUUUAAGACACCAUGUCUCCAGCUAUGUGAGGGCAGCUGUGAGCCCCUGCCGUGUAGACGUGUGCGGUGUCUUAGUUGACUCAGAGUACUUGCUGAGUCUGAGUCGUGUUCGUUCCGAUGACAACACUUUGGGCUUCCACAUCAGCCAGUUCAUUAACAAAUAUACGACGAGAAAUCACCAGGACAUCUCACUAGAAACUCUUCCCCACACAAAACUGUCAGAGCCUUUUAGGUUGUUUACCAUUGACAUGUAUAAACUGUUGGGAGUUCCCCAACCAGGCACAGCUGCUGAGCUAAGUACAGUGACUAAAGAAGCAUCAGAUGAGUGUCCUGAAGCUCACCAGCAAGGCCAGAUAUCAGCAUGCCCUUCCUCCAGACACAGAGACUGUAGCUUACUUGCAGGUCCCCAGCGUGGUCAUAAGCAUCAACUUGUUGACCCUGAGGCAGACACUGUCAGUUGUACAUCAGCACAAAAUAUAGGUUUUGCUGCAGAGUAUGCUUUGUUGGUAAAGUCUGAAGAUGUCUGCACAACUACCUCACAACUGAGAGCAGCAUCAAGUUGUGAGAUGGAAAGAAAUCUUGAUUGCAGUAAAGGGCAACAUAUAUUGCAUCAGAAUGAUACAAGUGAAAUCCUUGUAUCGAAACAUGCAAAACAAGAACCAGUUAGUGAAGGAAUGUUAGCUGGUGUUGGAGACACAAAGCUGGUCUCUGAGUGUGUGGGCAAGAGGGAAUACACUACACAGCAGUUUAUUUCUAAGGAAACGUUGAAGACUGCAUGUUUGAAAGGGAAGGCUGAGGGUUCAAGAUUGUCUGUUCUAGAAUGUGAUUCAGUGAGGAACAAGAAGAGGUCAUCCAAUUGCCAGCUUGUAGAGCAGGACGGAGCAGUAGGUGGGAGCAGUCCGGACAGAAAACGUGGAAGACUGGCUGUUGAUGGAGAUGAGGGAUCUAAUGCUUUCCUUGGCAAUGAUGUGAAUGAAGAAAAUGGAGAAUUGGCUCAGUCAGUUCAUUUGAAGGUGCCUGUCAUCCAAUCUGGCCAAGUGACAGCACUUGUCUACUGGUUUGACCUGCAUCUGUCCCCAUCCUGCUGUAUCAGCACUAGUGAUUCAAGUCAUCACUGGAAUCAAGCGGCCGUUAUGUCCCUUCCCUCACAGAUGCAGAAUGUUGCAGCCAAGGAUGUCUUGAGUCUGUUCUGUCAGAUGGAUGGCUCAGCCAUCAGCUUUUUGAUUGAAUAA